Molecule: messenger RNA, 1713 nt
Organism: Microdochium trichocladiopsis
Lineage: Eukaryota; Fungi; Ascomycota; Sordariomycetes; Xylariales; Microdochiaceae
Exons: 1
Coding region: 408-1460 (350 amino acids)
Source: RefSeq, a predicted model, not a curated record
AGGCUGUGCCUCGUUGGGCAAUCACGCAACCGGUGGGCUUAUUACACAAAGUAAAUGGCCUGCACUGAGGCUGCUGCUGCGGCAGUGCUCGCCAUACUAGGACUUUUAUAGGCCUCUUGCGAAUGUGCUGUUCUGACUCUGCCUGAAUGGGCGCAUUUUCUUCAUGGGCAGCAGGAGCCUUCGAGACAGCCUGACAUGAGGCCACCCGCUGGUCUGCUGAUGGAUGAUAAUGUGCGUGUGUGUGUGGUUGCGGUGGCUUGGUUGUGACAUGAUAAAUAGCCUCGCCCUUACAGAGCAGCAGUUACUGCCAGCUCUGGAAAGGUAGAGCUUAUCGAGAACAGCUCAUCUCCCAUACUCGGCACAAGACUACCACCAGGCGACGCCGACAUAGCAACUCGAAUACCAAGAUGCCCGUCACCAGAAGCGCGAGUAGGCGAUCUCAGACACCUGCAUCGUCUGCUACACCAUCCCGCAUAUGCAAGAUACCCGCGAAAAGCAAGGCCAAGACCAAGCCAGCAAGCAAGACAGCGGCCCGAGGGAUGCAUAAGAAGCUCAGCAAGAAGCGAGGUUCGACAGCGGGGCGAAGUCCGGGGCCUGCGACUGCCGCUGCAGCUGCCGCCGCUGCCGCUGUCUUUGCCGUGCCCGAGCUCCUGGUCGAGAUUCUCGCAAACGUCGAUGACACCAAGACCCUGCUCCUCGCCCAGAGGGUAUCCCGGGCCUGGCACACAGCCAUCACGCAGACUGUCGAGCUGCAAAAGCUGCUGUUCUUCCACCCAGUCAUCGCUCGGGAGACUGACGACGUGACGAACCCGGAAACUCGGCGUAUCAACCCGCUGCUCGAGGAGAGGUUUCCGACUUUCUUCCCGCCUCAUGAGCUACAGUCUGGACAAGAUUUCUACCACCUGCACGCCAUGCAAGCCGACUGGACUGACGGCAACCCAUUUGGAUUCAUGGAAGCCGCCGGCAGCAGCAGGGCAGAUCGAGAGCCGUACCUCCGCAGAGGUGCCUCCUGGCGCCGCAUGCUCGUGCAGCAGCCAGCAGUCAUGAAGCUUGGGUAUAUCCAGAACCAGGGCAGGAGUGAGCAGUCCUACUAUCGGGCAGUCGUCGACUGCCGUGACGAACAGGGGCUCCGCAUGGGCAAGCUGUACGAUCUGGUCUACCAGUAUGCCGGGUCCUGGAAGGCCGGGGGACUUGGCAAUUUUACCGUCUACCGCCGCGUGCCGCGUCUCGACCCGCCCGUACACAGCUACAGCGCGAAAUGUGGCGGGGAGGAAGUCGCCUUGAGCCGGUUUGGACCAGACGUGGGGUUUGUAGCCCUACGAAAUGCAGCGGGCGACAGAUACUUCCCGCUCGACGCGAUAACCAGCAAAGGUGCCCUGCUGCCGGAGUAUCUUCCGACAGAGUGGCAGCCCAUUUCACUGAAGCUGGAGCAUACGAACUCGCAAGACUGGUUCGGUUGAAGGGGGUCGCGGCUGUCUGUGUGAGCUUGGAGAGACACAAGAGGACGCCCUUUCGGUGGGAGUGCCACGAGUUAAACGGCGCAGGUGUAACAACGUUUUCAUGCACAUCACAGUUAAUAGAAGUUAAAAACGAACCACGCUUAGUCGUGUGCUUAUGAGUCCUGACGAUCAAGGACUCAGAGAAGGCCCGCCGUCUUAAGCAAAUGCAACUUCGGUGGCGUUGCGGAGGUCUUUCAAUCAAAAACCUAUGAGC